GAUAUGUCGGGUGCAGUCUGCUACUCACCAAGCGAUAUGGUGUGAGGCACCAGUAUGAAAAAGAUGAACGACAACUCCAAAGAGUUCCUGAAGAGCCAAAGACAGCAUAUUGUGUUUACUAGCGUCAACGCUUGGCUGGAAAGGACAGUCCUAAUGAGUGACAGCUGUGUGCUGCCUUCACGCACCUGCUCAGAUUCCUGGAAAUCCUUUGAUUUCUUAUUGGCGGGCCAUAUCAUACAUUCUUAAAUACUAAUACCGACUCCUUUCAGAAUUACUGUGGCGAUCUUAUGCAGGGGUUUAUGUUUACUUUCAUUAUGAAUAGGCUAGUAAAAUGUACUUGCUUUAUCUUUAACUAAUGUUAAUAAUCAGGGCUGUGGCUGAGGUUAGGUUGGCUAAGACAAAAAUACGCUUUAUUUAACUGUUAAAACAUUUCCCAUGUAUCUAAUGACGCACGUUUAAUUAUUCAAAAUGUGAAAUUUUCAAUCUCAGUUCAUUUUAUUUUAUGGUUUUUUUUUUACAUGGUUUCUAAAUGGAAGAUUUUGCAUUUUUGCAGCUGGACAAAAAGUAACAGGACAGUUUUUAGCAUCUUUUUAGUACAUGAAUAGUGAAUGUGUCAGAGUAACAUGACUAAGAGAAAACUUUGACUAAAAUGUGUAUGUUAACUAAGACACUGAAUUUCUGAUGAGAAAAAUAUAUUUUAUGUCUAAAUUGGAUAUAGAGUCACACAGUAAUAAAAUGCAAAUUGCAAUUAGAACAAAGUGCAAGACACAACAUUUAUUUACUCAUUUUAAUACAUUUUGCCUAAAAAGAAGCUUUUCAUCAGCCUCCUAAAACUUUAGCAAAUUGUCUAUGAAUAAAAACUGGAGAUUAAAGGGAUAUUCCACAGAGCGCCUCAGCACAAUGGUUACAGCACAUGCCACAUAACCUCACGGUUCUGUUCCACUGGAAAGGUUAAAAAAACCCAAAAUAUGUAAAAACAAAAAAAGAUGAUCCAGCAAUUUAGUAUUUCACCCCCAUAAAGUUGGGAGACUUGUGAAACACAUAUUAAAUAACAUCAUUUACUAUAAUGCAGAUUCCCUGUUUGCUGAAUGUCUUUCAAACUCCCUACCCACUGUUUAUAAGGCAGGCUUUCCAUUAAAGUUUGUAAUGUCCUAACCCGAGCCAAGGUAACCCUGAUAAUGGGAAGACGCUAUACACUGCUUUCAAAGUGGUACCCCGCAUAACAAGUAAACACACACAAUAAGAUGAUAUAUUCAGGUAGGAAUACAUUACAAGUUCAGUGACAAUACGGCACAAUGUGUUACAAAGUAGCAAACUACAGCUUCUUACUUAUUUUGUGAUAUUGUGAAAGUGGUGAGGAUGGAUCACCCUCACCAAAGCUUCUUUUGUCCUCUCACAGUUUCAGUGUGAGCAUAAGUUGUGAGCAGUUUUUCCCUCUCAGAUUGCUCAAGUUUUUUAAAGGUUUUCUACAGUCUAAAUGUAUCGAGUGUUUCACAAGAAAACUGCAGAUUCUGUGUGACAUUUUUUUCUUUCUGUGUGCAUGUGCCCCAUCAUCACCCCUAACAAUUAUGUUGGGCCCCCAUGAGAAUCACUACUGCAUGUUGUGCUGCAGAAGGCCUGUAGGUGGCAGUAUGCACCUUAAUGAAAGCAAAGGAAAGACGACUCGUCCUCUAUUAGUGGUCCUGCAUCACAGAGUCUGUGUCCAGCUGUUCAGGGUCUACUGGACGCCACUCAGCAAUCAGACAGAGCAGCUUUUGUCUGAUAAAUCUUAACAAGCAAGCAGCCAAAUUGGAGUCACAAGUACGCACAGUCUGUGGGGAGUUUCAGGCUGCAGGCUUGUGGGGGCUGCAACUUUUCUACCUCUGCCGUACCAUAAUUCAAGUCAAAUCAUGAUCUGAGCAGCAGGGUCUGGGGAAGUAUAAGAGUGUUCUAACGCAAUAUGGAGAGCUGGCACUGUUUGCUGCUGCUGUGCACACUAAGUUUAGUGCUGGCCUCUGGAGAGGCGACGAAAAAUGAUGAUGACAUCGACCUUGUCAGCUUUCUGAGAAGUAUCUACCCCGGGCUGCUGGUGAGAGACGAGCCGUUCAUCAUCAACAGAGACUUUGAGAUAAACUCCCUCAAGGAGCUGAGGCGCCCUGAGGUCCUCUCAAUCACAGAGCAAACCAAGGACAAACCAGUCAAUCAGGAUACAAAUGGAGCUCCUGGACCUGUGGUGUUAACCAAAGACGGCCAGAUCAAGGGGGUUACGGUGGAUAAGGCCCAUAUAUUUUAUGGAAUACCAUAUGCAGAUCCCCCUGUUGGGGCUUACCGCUGGAAGCCCCCGAGACCUGUGAGUCCUUGGCCAGGGGUUUAUGAUGCCUCCUUCCCAAGGGCAGCAUGUGUGCAGGCCUGCAGCGGACCCAUCACUGAGGAGUGUCCUCGGAUAGUCAGCGAGGACUGUCUCUAUCUCAACAUCUUCGUCCCAGUGGACGUGAACUUCAGCUCCCCUCUGCAGAGCCCGCUGCCUGUCAUGGUGUGGAUCCAUGGUGGGGAUUUCAUUGCUGGCUCUGCCUCCAAGCCGCUGUACGAUGGACGCUUCAUCAGCAACUUCACCCACACUGUUGUUGUAAGCCUGGAGUACAGACUGGGUGCCUUUGGGUUCCUUGUGUCGGGCAAAGACCCUCACACCUCAGCUGCAGGGAAUUAUGGUGUCCUGGACCAGCAGGCGGGUCUCCUUUGGGUCCAACGGAACAUUGCGGUGUUUGGAGGGGAUCCGAGCAAGGUGACAAUAUUUGGGGAGAGUGCAGGUGCUCAGUCAGUGAGUCUUCACCUUAUGAUCCAGAGCAGCAAGCCUCUGUUUAAACAGGCUGUCCUGCAGAGUCUGCCCUUCUCCAUCCCCCUGAAGACCAGACACGAUGCCCUGAAGCUGGGAAAAGACUUUGCUAAACAGACCAACUGCUCUGUGAGCAACAUCGUCUGCCUGCUGUCUCUCACUCCACAGGCCGUCCUGGCUGCCCAGAUGAAAACAAGCUCCAAGAUUGUGAACCCGUUCCGGUUCCUGGAAGUCUUUGAGACGUGGGGUCCGUAUAUUGAUGGGGAGUUAAUAAAAGAGCAAGCUGUCACUGCCUUCCAGAAGGGCCACUGGCAGAAAGAGAAGGCUGUGCUGCUGGGUACAACCUCCGAGGAGGGGGUGAUCUUUGUGUAUGGCGUCUUCAACAAGCCAGUCUCUGCACUAGAGAGCACCGUGUACAUCACAGCCAUCUUUAAACAACACGCUCUGCGGAUCCUGCACAAGUACCUGCCCCUGUACAGGGACGCUGACCGCAGGGAUAUGCUAGCUCAGAUUGUCACCGACUACGUAUUCCUGUGUCCAUCCAGGAGGUCAGCCCGUGCUGGCACAGCAGCAGGCAGCGAGGUGUGGAUGUACGUGUUCGACCACGUGGCGUCAGACCAUCGAGUGUGGUCAGGUCUGACUUUCUGCUACCAGCAUGCCUGCCAUGGCGCUGAGCUGCCUUUUCUCUUUCACUCUGCCACGGUGGCCAACUUCACCCUGUCACUACCAGAGAAACUGCUGUCCAAUCGGAUGCUGUGCUACUGGGGUGCCUUUGCCCACACUGGCGACCCUUCCUCGCGGGUCCAACAGACGACUUUCUGCCGGGAACAGCGUCUGCCCGUUUGGCCGCGCUAUUCUGACACCACUGGCUGGCUUGUCAUGAACUUGACAGUACGCUCGCAUGCACAAGUGGGAACCAGGAGUCAUAUAUGUGACUUCUGGGACAAACUGGGCAUCUACUAGUGAGGGGACAGGCUGGGCAGGGAGGUGUUGGGUUGCUUUGCAUUUUAGUAGCAUCAAUACAUGCUGUUCCCUUUGCUCCUGGAAAUGUAAAGUCAGUUGGAAAAUCUUGCAGCAUGAAGUUGCAGUGUUCAUGUCAUACAUUCAUCAGUAUUAAAUAUGACCAAGCAGCAUUUAAUUCAAUAAAUAGCUUUUAGAAAGAAAAUGUUUUUUCUAUUGCCUUUCUCCAGCAACAUAUACUUUUGAAGGCAAAACCUAGUAGUGCAGUCAGUUUUGCAAAACUGCUUGAAUUAUCAGCAUUCUGUCAUCAUCUAUUGGUCACCGGUAGGAAUUGCCUCUCUAGCCAAAGUACCACCAUUUUCCCUUUUACGUGAGUAAAUGUCAAAAGCUGCAGAACUGCAUAGAAGGUCAAUGGAACUCUAUGUAUGGUAAAUUCAGGUGAAGAAGAGUUCAUAAAAGUGAAAAAAAAAAUCAUAUUUUUCCAACACAAAAUGUACUCCUGAAGCUGUAUGACACAGCAGUAUGAAUGUUCCUGCUAAGUUUUGAGAUUAUAAUAAUGAUAAUGCAUUUUGUAUACGGGUGCCUUUCAAAGCACUCAAGGGCACCAGUAAGGCACAUUUUAAAAAAGCAAUAUAACAAGACAUAAUAAAAUCAAACAAAGCAUAUAUACAAUAAUAGUUAAGACAAUAACUACGGAAUCUUCAUGAAUACAAUACUCUAUGUGGUAGCCAUUAGAAACAAGGUCAGACCGAAUAUGCCAGUUGAAAGAGGUGAGUGUGAAGAUGGGAUUUGAAGGUGGAAAGAGAGUCAAUAUUACAAACGUCUUGUAGAAGAGAAUUCCAGAGGUAGGUGGGCAGAACAGCUGAAGGCUUUAGACCCCAUAGUAGUCAAGCAGACAGCUGGUGUGGAGAGUUGGAUAGGAGAAGAGGAUCUGAGAGUAAUGAAAGGUGUGUAGAUAUGAAGCAGAAUCUUGAAAUUGAUACGGUAUUUAAGAGGGAGACAGUAAAGUUGCUGAAGAACAUGAGGGAUGUGAUCUAAGGAGGGAGGUCUGGUGAUAAUGACCAGAGAAGAUAGGAUUACAGUAGUCAUAAUGGGAUGUAAGCAGGGUGUGAGCAAGAAUGGCGGUGUGGUUAGGUGUAAGACGAUUAACAGUGCAUAGAUGUAUGUAAGUAUGCAGAGUAGCAUUAUUGUUGGGUGGUAUCCAGGAUGACGCCCAGACCUUAGGGGAAAACCAGCUAUUAGGUUUAGCUAAAGUAGAUUCAGUGCCCACAAAGAGCAGAUUCAGUUUUAUGUUUUAAGCAUUAAGUUCAAAAAAGUUGUGUGAGAAGCAAUAUUUAAUUUCCAGUAAGCAAUCAGAAAGGGAAGUUAGUGGAAGAGUGGAAGAAGGCCCAUGAAGAGCUAGAGCUGAGUGUCAUCUGCAUAGCAAUGAACUGAAUACCGAAUUUCCUAAAGAUAUGGCCAAGAGGUAAAAGGUAAUUGAUUAAUUGAUUGAUUGAUUAAUUUAUAUCUUCUUAAGACUAAGCUAGCUAGCCGUUGGGGUGAAUAAACACAAUGUGCAAAAGCACUCCAGGGUUUCUCUAUGUUUCAACAGGACCUAUUUUACGUGCAUAAUGGCAAAAAAAAGGACAUGAAGGAAAAUUGAUAUUGAUUCCAUGUUGGUUUCGUUUUGUAGUUACAAGUAAUGUUAACGUCAUUAAUUCAAUAAAUGUUUAAGACCUGUCAAAAUUAAAACAUUUUAAGGCCUAAAAUUAUAAUUAUUGGAUUCAAGACACCCUGCACUACAGAAUUACAAUUUGAGCAAGUAAAGCAGGCAAAGACUUGUGUCCUACUCAACUUGAAGACACCUAGUGCACCCACUGUCAAAGCCUCCUAAGAUCAAUUCUACGAGACAAUAAAUUGAAUGCAUGUGCAAGUGAUAAAAAUAAGUAGAAUUAACCAAAAAUAAUCAGUUUCCUGUUUCCAACAGCACUUGUCAAAUGUAAUAGUAAAAUCACAGUGUGGAAGAGGCUAGUGUGAUACAAUUGUGAAAUAAAAACCGAUCAGCCAUAACAUUUUGAGCACUGACAGGUGAAGUGAAUAACACUACGAUACAUGUUCACGGUCUGCAGUGGUCAGUACCUAUCAAAAGUAGCCUAAUCAAAGUUUGUUGGUAUGGAGCUGCACAACAUUCUGACCACCAGGGUGCCCAGGCGGUCAGAAUGUUAUGGCUGAUGGGUGUAUGUUUGUCAUUUAAAGACUUCAGUUACCAACUGUACUUUGUGUUAAAAUCAUUUAACAAAAGAACAAAGAAGGUGCCAGUCUUCUAAUUGUCUAUAUAAUGAAAAGAAGGCUUCACCUCAUUUAAGAAUGUUGUUUUCUUUUAAAUUUUACUAAAUCCCAGAGCUCAUGUCCUACAUAAAAUGUAUUUUUACUGUUAAUUUGUGGCUGAAGGUGAGAGAAGGGUUUGAUUAAAAGCAUUUAGCCAAUAGUAGCGCACAAAAUCAUAAUGUUUAAUUUUACUGGUACUUUUAUGAGAAUGUAGAUUUAUGAGGUUCUGUGAUUUAAGUUUUGUUGUUGGUAUAGAUAAGGCUGUCUGUUAGUCACACUGGCCAAUGUGUUUCUCAAAUAAAAUGAAUCCUUAAAGCUG
Dicentrarchus labrax (European seabass) is the source of this 6398-nucleotide messenger RNA. RefSeq names its product cAMP-regulated D2 protein. The record is from RefSeq and is a predicted model, not a curated record. The transcript is spliced from 10 exons. Lineage: Eukaryota; Metazoa; Chordata; Actinopteri; Moronidae. Gene Ontology annotation, molecular function: cholinesterase activity. The coding region runs from base 1940 to 3775 and encodes 611 amino acids.